UUUAGGUGGGACGUGCACGAGAGAGUUCGAGUGAGGUGAGAGACAGAGCAGAGGGAGAGGUAGAGAGAGAGAGGAGAGAAGCGAAAGCCGGAGAGAGAGGAGGGAGAGGGGAAGAUGAGCCGGAGCCUGGGAAUCCCGGUGAAGCUGCUGCAUGAGGCGGCGGGACACGUGGUGACGGUGGAGCUCAAGAGCGGCGAGCUUUACCGUGGCUCUAUGAUCGAGUGCGAGGACAACUGGAACUGCCAGCUUGAGAACAUCACCUACACCGCCAAGGAUGGGAAAGUGUCACAACUGGAGCAUGUUUUCAUCCGAGGCAGCAAAGUCAGGUUUAUGGUGAUCCCUGAUAUGCUGAAAAAUGCUCCAAUGUUUAAGCGUUUGGAUGCGAGAAUCAGAGGCAAGGGAUCGUCUCUUGGAGUUGGUCGCGGUCGUGCUGUUGCUAUGCGAGCUCGGGCACAAGCUGCUGGCCGUGCUGGUGCUCCCGCUGGCAGAGGUCCGGUGCCUCCGAUAAGAAGGUAGUCUGUCACUUCUUGCUGGUGCAGUAAUCGCUGGUUUAGGGACUUUAUGGACCAACUUCUUUCCUGUUUGAAGGGUCCUCGAAAUCACAGUGUCAUCUCAUGAUCUAUGAUGUACCUUACCUCACCGUCCUUGUAAGUUUCUUUUAGUAGUCGCUGAUAUCGAAACGUUAAAUAUGUCAGGACAAAUGAAUUGUGCUUUUGUGAACGAGCUACCUUAGAUUUUUAACAGCAAACCACCCCAGGGUUGAAAGUGACCGGCCCAUCUCAGGUUGCAUA
Messenger RNA from Musa acuminata subsp. malaccensis (wild Malaysian banana), 791 nucleotides. Its product is annotated as small nuclear ribonucleoprotein SmD3b. Gene Ontology annotation, biological process: RNA processing; spliceosomal snRNP assembly. Gene Ontology annotation, cellular component: commitment complex; precatalytic spliceosome; catalytic step 2 spliceosome. The record is from RefSeq and is a predicted model, not a curated record. Gene Ontology annotation, molecular function: RNA binding. NCBI's taxonomy places the organism in Eukaryota, Viridiplantae, Streptophyta, Magnoliopsida, Zingiberales, Musaceae.